Dinoponera quadriceps is the source of this 1941-nucleotide messenger RNA. RefSeq names its product T-complex protein 1 subunit alpha (gene CCT1). Gene Ontology annotation, biological process: protein folding. The record is from RefSeq and is a predicted model, not a curated record. Lineage: Eukaryota; Metazoa; Arthropoda; Insecta; Hymenoptera; Formicidae. Gene Ontology annotation, molecular function: ATP binding; ATP hydrolysis activity; ATP-dependent protein folding chaperone. The transcript has 10 exons. Gene Ontology annotation, cellular component: chaperonin-containing T-complex. Bases 140 to 1813 code for a protein of 557 amino acids.
CGCACGAUCGUCAUUUGCGACAGCACGCGUCUUCUUUCGGCCUUCGACCCGGUCCCUUUUGCCGUUGUUACGGAUAACGUGACUCGUAAGGUGUAAUUGAUCGCUACGUCUCGUCGAAUUAACGAAUCGUUUUAUCGCAAUGUCAACGGUAGCGAGUCCUUUAGCCGUUGGAGGCAUCCGGCAGUCGGGAGCACCGGUUCGCACACAAAACGUUAUGGCUGCCUGUGCUAUCGCUAACAUAGUUAAAAGUUCUUUGGGUCCAGUUGGUUUGGAUAAGAUGCUGGUCGAUGACAUUGGUGAUGUUACUGUUACCAAUGACGGAGCAACUAUCUUACGUUUAUUAGAAGUCGAACAUCCAGCUGCACGAGUUUUGGUCGAAUUAGCACAAUUACAAGAUGAAGAAGUUGGAGAUGGUACCACUUCAGUUGUUAUAGUAGCAGCUGAGCUCUUGAAAAACGCAGAUGAGCUUGUGAAGCAAAAGAUUCAUCCAACUUCAGUAAUUAGCGGUUACAGACUUGCCUGCAAAGAAGCAUGCAAAUACAUUCAAGAACAUUUAACUGUUAAUGUGGAUGAACUCGGACGAGAUUGCUUAGUUAAUGUUGCAAAGACGUCUAUGUCCAGCAAAAUUAUCGGAGCUGAUGCCAAUUUUUUCGGCAAUAUGGUUGUCGACGCUGCUAAUGCGGUGAAAAUCAGCGAUGGCAAGGGAGGUUCCUUGUAUCCCAUCAAAGCGGUCAAUGUUCUGAAAGCUCAUGGAAAGAGCGUCCGGGAGUCGGUUUUGGUCCAAGGAUAUGCUUUAAAUUGCACCGUCGCUUCCCAAGCGAUGCCGAAGAGGAUAGCGAAUGCAAAGAUCGCGUGUCUGGACUUCUCAUUGCAAAAAGCAAAGAUGAAGAUGGGCGUUGAAGUGCUUAUCACAGACCCUGAGAAACUGGAGGCUGUGCGUCAACGCGAAGCGGAUAUCACUAAGGAACGCGUCCAAAAGAUUCUCGCCGCCGGUGCCAACGUGAUUCUCUUAUCCGGCGGCAUUGAUGACUUGUGUUUGAAGUAUUUCGUAGAAACUAAGACUAUGGCAGUGCGUAGAUGCAAAAAGGCCGACCUGAAAAGAAUCGCUAAAGCUACGGGUGCGCAAUUCCUCACCUCGCUGACUAAUAUGGAAGGGGAGGAGAGCUUCGACGUCAAUUUCUUAGGAGAGGCCGCAGAAGUAGUGCAGGACAUGAUAUGCGACGACGAGCUUAUUCUUAUCAAAGGCCCAAAGGCACGCACAGCCAGUUCUAUUAUUUUACGUGGACCGAACGAUUAUUACUGCGAUGAAAUGGAACGUUCCAUACACGAUGCGUUAUGCGUCGUCAAGAGAGUUUUGGAAAGCAAAAGCGUUGUUGCGGGCGGAGGUUGCGUGGAGGCUGCGCUCUCUAUAUAUCUGGAAAACUUUGCGACAUCAUUGAGCUCUCGGGAACAACUCGCUAUAGCGGAAUUUGCGAGAUCUUUGUUAAUUAUACCGAAAACGUUAGCCGUAAACGCUGCACAAGAUGCGACCGAUCUUGUUGCCAAGCUUCGAGCCUACCACAAUUCCAGUAUAACGAAAUCGGAUCUUGCCGAUUUGAAAUGGGUGGGUCUUGAUUUGCUGGUAGGAAGUAUAAGAGAUAACAAGAAAGCUGGCGUAUUGGAACCAGCGAUUUCGAAAAUCAAAGCUUUGAAAUUUGCCACCGAGGCAGCCAUAACCAUUCUUCGAAUCGAUGACAUGAUUAAGUUGGAUCCCGAGCGUCCGAAAACUAAAUCGUAUCAAGACGCCAUGGAAGCUGGCGAAUUGGAAGAUUAAAAUGCAUUUAUACUAACAUGCGAUAUGUUUAUAAGAGAAAAAUGUAAAAGAUUUUUGUAAAUCUUACACUGCACGAGACAUACACACUCUACGUGAUAAAAUAAAGAAACGCAGGUUAUAUAAUUUAA